Trypanosoma grayi is the source of this 909-nucleotide messenger RNA. RefSeq lists its product as hypothetical. The transcript has a single exon. Lineage: Eukaryota; Euglenozoa; Kinetoplastea; Trypanosomatida; Trypanosomatidae. Bases 1 to 909 code for a protein of 302 amino acids. The record is from RefSeq and is a predicted model, not a curated record.
AUGUCGUUGUGGCCCUUCCGCACUGGCAAUGACGACCGCUUUCAAGUCACCAGCGCGGAGGAGACGAUUUAUGACGCCAUCAAAGGGGAGAUGCCGCCGCACCGCUACGAAACAGAGGUGAGUAGCUACUUGGAGUGGCGCUGGCGCCGCGGACUGCUGCAAAGCGUCUUCCCUGUGACGUGCUACAGCGCGGUGUUGGGCUGUGUGAUAGGUUUUCGGCAGGCACGCACGGAGGGACGCCAUAUUGGCCGCUACAAAGUGUUGUGGCGUUACAGCUCCACAUUUGCGGCGAUGGGUUUACUGACAACAGCGUUCCACCAUCUGUUGGUGGUGCGCAAUAAUUAUCACGACCGGUUGUACUAUCCUAUGCUUGCAGGAGCGUCAGGGGCAGUCCUGCUGACAAUGGCGUCACAGAUGGGGACCCUUGGACAGGGCAUGUUCGCUGGCUCGCUCGUUGGGGUGAUGUACACACUAGGCUGCUACGGCAUGACGUACUACCACAAGCGGCGUCUAAAGAUAUUUCUGCAGCAGCAGCAGGUGCAACAGGUGCCAGUUCACAAAGUAUCACCAGAGCUGCAGCGCAUGUACCGGGCUUACCUCUAUGACAACAGGCCGCUGGAGGAAAAGGACUAUCUCAGACGGCAGGCUGUUGUUCUUUCGCUGGGUGCCGAAGAUGCACGGCUGGACGCAAAGACUAUCCUGCACAACAUGACACCUGAGGUGUUUGACUGGGUUAACUUCCCCGAUUGGUGGCCGUUGAAGUUCCCACAGCAGACGGAGGAAGAGCGGAUGAUUCUUGAGCGGCAGCGAGACGAAGAGGUAGAGCGGCGAAAGCAGCUCUUUUUGGAGACGGAUGAUGGGGCCUUAUUGAAGCGUGUCUACAGAGCGAAACAGUACCGCGAUGAGUAG